This is a messenger RNA of Mugil cephalus (flathead mullet), 2411 nucleotides long. RefSeq names its product g6f-like (gene g6fl). The transcript is spliced from 10 exons. Bases 86 to 1663 code for a protein of 525 amino acids. Gene Ontology annotation, cellular component: membrane raft; external side of plasma membrane. Gene Ontology annotation, biological process: T cell activation; positive regulation of ERK1 and ERK2 cascade; interleukin-15-mediated signaling pathway. The record is from RefSeq and is a predicted model, not a curated record. Gene Ontology annotation, molecular function: protein tyrosine kinase binding; MHC class II protein binding. Lineage: Eukaryota; Metazoa; Chordata; Actinopteri; Mugiliformes; Mugilidae.
UACCUCUAAAGCGCACUUAAAGGUCACAGCCCUUCCAGAGAAAACCGCUGCAGACACAGUAUUUUUUCUUUCCUUUGUAAGUGUGAUGGCGUCUGGCUUUCUCAUCUUUAUUCUUGCUACCUCCGUUGUGGUGUGUUCCUCUCACGUCAGCAACACAGACUGGCAGGAUGCUGUGGUGGCUAGAGAGGGCACACCUACCACCUUAGUCUGUACGGAUACAGGAGUAGGACGUUCUGUAGCCAUCAACUGGAUGGUGAAGUUACCCGGAGAGCGUGAAUGGAGACUGGUUCUUUCAGCCGAUGAAAACAAAAAGUUCUCUGGUGGUGCUUCCAAGGCAUCCAUGCAAUUGUCUGACCCCAACUUUCAAGACACUGGGGUUUUCUCACUGUCCUUCGUGCCCACAGUGGAAGACAGCGGCCAUUACUUGUGCUUGAUAAAGCAUCAAGAGAUGACCCUGAAGGAGAAGAUCAUCCCCUUAGCCAUCCUCCAAGUCGGGAUCACCCCUGCUGCACCCGUUCCUCAGCAUAGCACCCUGCGGCUGAUUGCCAGAGUUACUCCUGACUCUGCCGUCACCAAAAUCACCUGGGCAGCGCCUGGCGACAUUUCCAUGAAGAGUGAAAGAAACAAUGGCACAGUCACCAAACUGCCACAGGUCCAGACCAGUGACCACGGUGUCUAUGUCUGCACGGUCCACACCUGGGGCAGCGGCAGCAGCAGCGGCAGCAGCAGCGGCGUUGCUUUUGCUGUGAACGUGACCGUUGACGCUAACAAAGUGGCCUCAUUCCCCAAUGUAACAUAUGCCCCCGAGAUCUCGACUGCCACUCAGGCUCUGGCACCGUUCUCCCUGACCUGUACUCAUGCCCGGGGGGACUAUAUCAUGCUGCACUGGAGUUCCCCAAAUUCCAAGCAGAAGAAUUGGAAACUGGUGUUCCAGUACGACCGCUGGAGGGGUUCCUCCCUACUGACUGAGCGAAGCCGUAGACUCAAACUGGCUGGUCCACCCUAUAACGCAGAGACUGGGAGCUUCUCCUUUCUAUUCACCCCUAUGUGGGAAGACGGCGGUCUCUACCGCUGUGAAGUGUUCCUCAAUGACAACAUCAGCAUCCAGCAGACCUGGCUCACCGUUCUGAAAGUUAAAACCAGACGUUACCCCUCGAAGUUGGAGUUGGACUGCUUAUACACAGAACCGUCCCAAGUUCAAAGUGCACACUGGAAACACAACAAUACGAGUCGCAAACUGCAUAUGGAAAGCAAAGGCCCUGGGAUCAUCUCCACCAUUCUGCCCUUACCUCUCACUCCAAACAUAACAGGCAACUACACCUGCAGCUUGCGUCUGAAAAAUGGGCAGGUCGUCUCGGCCGCUCAAACUGUCCGGCUGCCUUCCAAAGAGCUUCCCAUUGUCAUCAUCCCCUCCCUGCCCGCUUCUCUCUCUGCUUUAUUACUCCUGGUGCCCCUGGUUGCUGCAGCUGUCGGUGUGUUGCUAUGGAGACGGAAACACAUUUCUGAUCGCGGCAUCGAGCAGUCUCUGUCCGUCCACUCGGGUGAAACAGAAAACAUCUAUGAGAAUCCUGACAAUAUCAGACAGGCUCCUCCCCAGGGUUCAGUCUACAUGGAUUUGAAGCCAAGAGGAGAGGAUGAUGUCUAUAAGGAACUGGAGCAGUGAGCAAAAAGGGUUGCAUCACCUGUGCAUGCUUUUGUAUGGGGAGCUGUCUGUGUGUGUGUGUGUGUGUGUGUGUGUGUGUGUGAGAGAGUGUGUGUGUGUGGUGUGUUCAUAUGUGUCUGCACUGUCACUCGUCUGCCCAACACAUCCUUCUCACACUCACCAAUCAGACUGGCCUGAACAUCACUCUGACAUUGUGGCAUAAUAUCACGCCACGCGGUGACAGGCAGCGCUCCUUCGGCCGUGUGUUGUUAUUGCGUGGGCUGUCUGUGUUUGUGUUUAAGGAAUAAUAAAAGAGACUAUGGGAUGGGAAAUUUUUGUGUGAGGGUUUGUCUUUGCGCUCUGUUUUCCGAUACGAGCAGUGUCACAGCUGAUCACCAACCCACAUCUCAUCUUCAUCCCGCUGUCACAUCCGCUCAGUUCCCAGCUGCAGCAGAAGGCCUUUAUAAACAGAAAACAACAGAAUGUCAGAGUGUGGACAUGAAGAAAUUUUUCAGCAAAUCGGGAAAAUUGUACCGGAGUGAUUUAAAAGUUUUGUCCGAUUUUAUAAGCUGUUGCUCUUAUGAAAGGUAAAUAUUUUCUUGUAAGGCUCUAAAAUUGAACCACAUAUGGGUUAACAUACUAUAUUGUCUUCUCACUAUUGUAUUUUAUUUUAUUUUAUUUUAUUUUAUUUUAUUUUAUUUUGUUUUAACUGGUAUGCAUAUGCUGUAACUGAGUAUAGACAUGUCUAAAUAAAGUUUUGUCUGGCUUA